Messenger RNA from Melopsittacus undulatus (budgerigar), 2167 nucleotides. Its product is annotated as trypsin-like. The record is from RefSeq and is a predicted model, not a curated record. The transcript is spliced from 6 exons. Gene Ontology annotation, biological process: proteolysis. Bases 106 to 846 code for a protein of 246 amino acids. Gene Ontology annotation, molecular function: serine-type endopeptidase activity. Lineage: Eukaryota; Metazoa; Chordata; Aves; Psittaciformes; Psittaculidae.
CCGAUCCCAACAAACUGGGACACGCCAGGAUACACUGGGAUUAUACUGGGAUUACACUGGGAUUACACUGGGAUACGGCACGGACACAACAGGGAUAGGAGACCCAUGGAGCUGCUGCCUCUGAGCCUGGUCCUGCUGCUGCUGGGCGGGUCCCGGACGCAGGACGAGGACAGGAUCAUUGGGGGCUAUCCCUGUGUGCCCCAUUCCCAACCAUGGCAGGUUUACAUCUACAGCCCCGUGCGCUGUGGGGGGAUCCUGGUUAGGGACAACUGGGUCCUGUCGGCUGCACAUUGUAACAGCAGGGGUCUCCGGCUCCGCCUGGGCGAGAACAACCUGCAGCAGCAGGAGGGGACGGAGCAGAACCGCCUGGUGGCCAAGGCCAUCCCGCACCCGGCCUUCAACCCCACUACCCUGGACAACGACCUCCUCCUGCUCAAGCUGGACCGACCCGUGGGGCUGGGACGCGCCAUACGGCCCCUGGCGCUGCCCCGUUCCUGUGCUCCUGCCGGCACCACCUGCCUGGUGUCGGGGUGGGGAACCGUCACCAGCCCUCAGGUGACCCUGCCCCGGCAACUGAUCUGUGCCUAUGUGGACAUCCUGCCCGACGCCGCCUGUCGUCGAGCCUACCCGCAGCGCGUGACCCCCAACAUGCUUUGCGCUGGGGUGCGCAACCAGCGCAUCGACUCCUGCCAGGGCGAUUCUGGGGGGCCCCUGUCCUGCAAUGGGACCCUCCAGGGCAUCGUGUCCUGGGGGCUGCAGACCUGCGCCCUGCCUGGGCGCCCUGGGGUCUACACCCGCGUCUGCAACUACGUGGGCUGGAUCGAGAACACCAUGAACCGCAACUAGGACACGCCAAGGACACGCUAAGGACAUGCUAAGGACACGCUAAGAACACGCUAAGGGCAUGGGACAUGGAGCUGGACUGCUCUAGACCACAACUACACGGAGCUGGGCCACCAGAGACUAUGAGUAGGGACACAAGGACAUGGCUAAGGACCACCAUGGGCACUAUGGACUAUGAGUAGGGACAUAAGGACAUGGAUAAGAACCAUUAUGGACCACUGUGGACUAUGAGUAAGGACAUAAGGACAUGGAUAAGAACCAUUAUGGACCACUGUGGACUAUGAGUAAGGACAUAAGGACAGCGGUAAUGACCACCAUGGACCACUAUGGACUAAGAGUGAGGACAUAAAACAUAAAGACAUGGAUAAGGACCAUUAUAGACCACUAUGGACUAUGAGUAAGGACAUAAGGACAGCGGUAAUGACCACCAUGGACCACUAUGGACUAAGAGUGAGGACAUAAAACAUAAAGACAUGGAUGAGGACCACCAUGGACCACUAUGGACUAUGAGUAAGGACACAAGGACAUGGAUAAGGACCAUCAUGGACCACCAUUGACCACAAGUAGGGCCAUAGAUGGAGGUGGACCCCCACGGACUAUGAGUAAGGACAUCAGGACAUGGGUAAGAACCAUCAUGGACCACUAUGGACUAUGAGUAAGAACAUAAGGACAUGGUAAGGACCAUCAUGGACAACCAUUGACCACAAGUAGGGCCAUAGAUGGAGAUGGGCCACUAUGGACUACGAGUAAGGACAUAAGGACAUGGAUAAGAACCAUCAUGGACCACUAUGACUAUGAGUAGGGACGUAAGGACAUGGAUAAGGCCAUCGUGGACCACUAUAAACUAUGAGUAGGGACAUAAGGACAUGGAUAAGGACCAUCAUGGACCACUAUAGACUAUGAGUAAGGACAUAAGGACAUGGAUAAGGACCACCAUGGACCACUAUGGACUAUGAGUAGGGACAUAAGGACAUGGACAAGGACCAUUGUGGACCACUAUGGACUAUGAGUAAGGACAUAAGAACAUGGAUAAGGACACUAUGGACUACGAGUAAGGGACACAAGGACAUGGAUAAGGACCAUCAUGGGCACUAUGGACUAUGAGUAAGGACAUAAGGACAUGGAUAAGGACCAUCAUGGACCACCAUUGACCACAGCCAAGCCCAUACAUGGAGAUGGACCACUAUGGACUAUGAGUAGGGACACAAGGACAUAGACCUGGCCCACCGCAGACCACCAUGGACCACCAUAGACCACUAUGGAGCACAAACAGGGCCCAAUAAAGCAGGAGUAAAGCCAAUGUUGAGCCCAUCUCCAUGGUCCC